Messenger RNA from Rhagoletis zephyria (snowberry fruit fly), 749 nucleotides. The record is from RefSeq and is a predicted model, not a curated record. Lineage: Eukaryota; Metazoa; Arthropoda; Insecta; Diptera; Tephritidae.
AUGCACUGCCUGGCCACAAAAAGCAUCAAAAACCUGAAAGCGGCGCAAGUGGGCGACUUUCUGGCAAACAACUUUUUUGUGCCAGUGUACGGCGACGAGGUGAUGCCGGUGAAACCUGACGUUGCUCUGAAAACAGGUCGCUUUAAUAAAGUUGAUUUGAUUUACGGCGUCACCCGCAACGAGGGCUCCUCUUUCGCUGCACCGAUUCUCCCUGAAAUGGCCAACCCGUCGUACAACUACACCUUUGAAACUGCCAAAGCUGCAAUCCUCAAAAUGCUGGCCAUUUAUCGGGUGAACCGAGUGGAGGCGCUUGAAAUUGCCGACUUUUACCUCAAAAAUGGAACUCAUUUCACUCAAAACCAGUUCCGCGUGGCGCUGAGCAACGUCUGGGGUGACCGCCACCUGGUCUGCCCGACGGUGCUGAUGGCCGAAGAGAUGGCCCGCCACAAUCAACCGUUAUCAUCACCUCAAAAUGGCGACAAAACCUCCAAGUUCUACGCCUACCGACUGAUGCAGUCCUUUGAGCCUCCGCCGACCGGAACUCCCGCCUGGGUGGGCGUCACCCACGGCCAGGAUGGGUCGUUUAUCUUUCCUGAUCCGGCAAAACAUUUGAGUCCCGUUCAGAAACAGCUGAGCGAUAAUAUGAUUCAGGCGUGGGCGGCUUUUGCCAAGACGGGAACGCCUACUUCAAUGAAAACUACUGGUGCAAGUUCUGGAAACGGGACCACUGUUUGGGAAGAAGCGUUUAA